Paramuricea clavata is the source of this 12775-nucleotide messenger RNA. NCBI's taxonomy places the organism in Eukaryota, Metazoa, Cnidaria, Anthozoa, Malacalcyonacea, Plexauridae. The record is from the annotation of a GenBank genome assembly.
AUGGUUUAUUUCGAAGAUAAUUUUUGGGUAAGUUUUUGAAGUAUCCUUGAUUUAAUCUCGGGGGAUCAUGGAAGUUACAUACUGUUAAAGUUGUUUCGUGUGUCAUAAUUUGUUGACUUGUGUGUGAAAGUAUUAUUUUGAUUCAUGCUAAACACCGGAACGGCUGUGUCUUUUAAAGGGAGAGAAGAAUAAUGGCUACGAUGUGUUGUAUCAUACUAUGAAACAUGGCAUGAAUGCUAGUCGAGAACUGGCAGAAUUCAUCCGUGACAGGUCAGGCAAUGGAAAUGUUGAAACAUUCUUCCUUCAUUUACAAACUACACAAAAUAUUUGUUUACAUUCUGUUUGAAAUGUUUCACAUCAAUAUAUGUCAAAUAUAUUAAAUAUUUUCUGUAUUUUGAUUAACCAGACGUUAACGUUUGUUGUGAAUUUUAUAUUCAGAGCUACGAUUGAAGAAGGCUAUGCAAAAUCAUUGAGUAAAAUUUGUAAACCAACAAACGCUGGCAUAUCCCUGGGGUGAGUAUAAUAACUAUGCCUAAUAACUUUUGUUUUGAAUGGAUAAAUUGUAAUCUUAUUAAAAUUUUGUUUUGGGUAAUAUGUAGAAAUAUAGUAUAGUAUACAAAGUGCCAGUCCUGUUAAUUGAUUUGUCAUGGAAAUCAAUAAUUUUCAAUCUUCAAAAUAUAUUCUAACUUAGUCUUAGAAAAUUUGUAGCAUCAUUGAAGCAUGACAUUUAUGCACACAUAGUCUGAACUUUAUUCUCACCUUAAACAUUAAUACACAAGACUGAAUGAAAUUCAAAAGAAAUGAAUUAAUGAAUGUGUGGCUAUAUAUGCAUGUUUUAUAGAGUGUGCUUCAUAAAUUCUGAAAAUAGAUAUCAAUUAGUAAGUACAAUCCAUGACAUGAACCCAGUUUCAGGGAAACAAUAUUGCCAGUCUCUAUUGUAUUAGACUGUCUACACCUGUAAAUUUGUGUCAGCAAUUAAUUACAAAACUGCCAGAAAGGUCCAUAUGUUCAGCUUUCAAGAUAUCCAUAAUUAUCAAUAAGUUUUUACAUAUCAGUAAUUACAUAUAUGUCUAUAAUUAUCAAUAUUUUUUACAUAUCAGUUAUUUGAUAGUGCGUGUUUAAUUCAUUGAGUACCAGUGCUCUCCCUUUGACAAGUAAAAUUGUCUGGCAUUAGAUAGAGUAAAAUAAUUAAGUAGGGUGCAUUGGGACACAAUGCAACUUAAUGGGUUAAAAAUGUUGAUCAGGGCGCAAUGCAACUCAAUAGGUUAAUACACAGACACAAUUCUAAUGGGGAUAUUAGUAGAUGUUGCAAUAAAUCAAUAAAUAUAAGUUUAUUUUAAUUAUCGGUUAUUUGAUAUUUGGUUUUUCAGAAUUAUAUUAAAUAUGUUAGGUAUUUGUGGUGUUAAGCAUACACCACAGCUUCUAGAUUGAACUUUUUAUGUUUACAGAAAUUGUUUUCAGUAGAAUUCUUUUAUAUGUAUACAAUACAAAACUUGAGACUAGUCAGUAGUUGUUUCAUCGGAAGAUUUUUUCCAUUUUUUGCCAAUCAGUUAUGUGUUAACAGCAGUGAAAUUUCUUCAAUAUUGAACAUGUAUUGGGAGAUUCUGUAGGAAUAGCCUGCGUAGCAGGCGGUAUUUGCGGGCACGAGAGAACGGGAAGCUAGAAAUGCCGCCUGCCCAAAAACUACACAUUCUGAGUUCUCUGGCAGCUGGGUGACGGAGCAUUCUGAUUGGUCGGAAUGUUGACUUUGAAUUUUUGAUUGACAGGAGUAAAGAAUAUAUUAGAAUACUUAGUGCUAAUUUUAGAAGUUACUCGGCCGUAUUAUAAACUAUUGUUAUUUUCGUAAUUGAUACCGAUAUAUUGAGUGAUGGCAUACACUAACGAAAAAAUAACAAAUGUAUUAAUUGAGAAUUAAGCGUUGAAUUCUUUAAUCUUUAUCUGGAAUCGGUAAUCUCAUCGUCUUGAAGAAUGAACAACAAAUAUCAAUCCAACAUUUGUUGCUUGAUAGAUGUGAUACCGUGAUAAAAGAUGCAUAUUUGAAGAUACAGGCUCGUAAAUGACACUCUAAGUAGUGUUUUUGAUAGCGAUUGGAACAAGACUAUUACAAAGAAGUUACGUCCAAAGGGGCCGAAGUUAUGUUCGGCGAAAGAUAUGGCUAGUAUAUAUUUUUGUUCAAGACAAGUAUAUAUACAAACUUGCUUGACUUUCAAAGCUCAUUACAUAAAUCGCUAUAAUGUUGACAUCGACUAAAACUAUCGCUAUGAAUGAGGACAUAUUGUUACACUGAAUCGAACGUGGUAUUUUUGUCUUCAUAGCAUUGAAUGAACCGAAGAUAUGAAACAUCAAAGCCGUAUAUUUUCCACUGGUGCAAAUGCAAUUGUGAGUUUGACAAAUAAAUACAUUAAGAUGGGCGGAACCAUGCGUUUGGUGGGCGGAACUCAGAAUGUGUAGUUUUUGGGCAGGUGGUAUUUCUAGCUUCCCGUUCUCUACCGCCUGCUACGCAGGCUACUGUAGGAACUGCUAUACUAUAAAUGUACUUAAUUUAAGACUACUAUAAAUUUAAAAAAAAACAGUUACCGGUUUCUAACAAGUUUUAAUUAAAAUUUAGUGACUUUCAAGAGUGUAGAAAACAUAUUGAGAACCUAGCAACAGCCUAGAGUUCACAUGUCAGACAUGACUGUCAGGAAAGCAACAGGUUAAGACAUACACACCAAUGGUGAUAAUUGUUUAGUUUCAGUUGUUUACAGACUAAUUAUGUUGGAAUUUAUGGCUUGUAUUUUAUAAUUUUACAAUGAUGAAACUGAGAGCAAUAAGAAGGCAGGGUGUUAGCUACAGUAAAAAAUUUGGCGUUUAAUACGCCGUUUUCAUAUAUGCUUCAAACUUCAAAAAGUGUUACGACGAUGUCAUGUAGCCUAAAAUAUAUAUUUGUCUGUUUUUAGUACACAAAACAAUAUCAGGUGACUUGCACUUCAAAAGUUUCAAUAGAGCUUUCCGGUAAUUACGUUACAACCUUACUGUUUUCAACUUAGGACCACCUUAAAUGGAAAGGAUUUCAAGUUUUUUUCUCAUGGGCUAUGCACAGAGAAGCAGAGCAUCCUUCCUCAACACAUGCAUGAAAAAGAAUUUUGGAUUUUGACUAUUAAUUAAAUGUGGAAAUAAGCUUAAACACAAAAACGAGGCCAUAGCCCCUCUUGGCCCCUCAGCCUCAUUUUUGUGUUUAAUUUAAGCUUAUUUCCAUAUUUAUUGGUCAAAAACCAAAAUUAUUUUUUAUGCAUGUGAUAAAGAAUGAUGCUCUGCUCCUCUGACCAUAGCCUGUGAGAAACAAACUUGAAAUCUAUUCCAUUUAAGGUGGUCCUAAGUUGAAAACAGUGUAGUUGUGACGUAUGUAAUUACCGGAAAGGUCUAUUUAGCUCAGCUGGCACUAGGCUACGAGAACGUCACUUAAGAAACACGAUAUUCCUUAACUCCUGUCUGAAUGUCGCAGGCUAACUGGAAUUCCCAAUUUCAUUAAAUUGCCAAAUUUUUUAAUUAAUUAAUCUUCUGGCUAACACCCUGGAAGGUGAACAUAAACUCUACCUACAGUAGAUGGCUAUGGAUCGUGACAUGUACAGUAGUAGGUUGAUGUAGAAUGUUGAUAAUUAUCUGGGUUUUUUUAAUUUUGAAUAUCUGAUAUUAUGUUUACUGUUUAUAAAAAUAUCACUAUGCCAAAAAUAUCUAGUUAUGCUUGGUAUGUUUUAUAUUGAGGAUGGUAACAUAUUGUGCACAUAUGGACAGGAGUGUGCAUCUCAUCUAGAAUAAGUCAGUAUGGCGCAGAAAAUGUCAGCGUCAACCAUUGUCUGAAUAUAGCAUACAAUUCAAUGGUUUAUGCUUAUAUUCAGUUCAAUGGCAUAAACAUGUUAAUAAUUCUAAUAUGGACAGUUUCCUUUGUCCUGACAUAUUUUCUAUAAAAAAUAACUGAGCUCUAUAAAACCAGACUUGCAAAUUACUGCUGAUCAUCGGACAUUGUCUGGCCAAAUUUUACUUUUCGUCUGAUUAAAGCAUCUUAUGACUGGACAUGUGACCGACCAAUUUAAGUUGGUCCAAUCUCAAAAAAAUGUAUUUUUAAUGUUUAAGUACACAAUUUUUAUUAAUGAAACACAAGCAAUAUAGACAACACUUCCCCAUCAUUUCUUGCUGCAUUAAUUAAGCUGUAAGAUUCCAUUACCAAAUCUAAGUUGCAUCAGUAAAUUAUGGUUCACGUUAUACAUAACUUUAAUUUCUACCAUGUUAUAUAAAGGCGAUGUAGAUUUAGUAAGUGCUGCCUAUAUUGCUUUCUUGUCAGUUUCAUUAAUGUGUCCAAUCAUAAAAAGCAUUGAUUGGACAAAAGGUAAAAUUUGUCAGGAUAGUGUCUGGUGACCAGCACUAAUUUGCAGCUAGGCCAGAUUAGAAUGCGUUUUAAUAUUUAUCACUUAUUUACUGAGACCGAGGGAAACAGUGUGUUUUUUGGACCGAGACCGUCGAUGUUUCCUGAGGCGAAACCGAAGGAAACAUCAACGGUCGAGGGUCCACAAAACACACUGCUUUCCCGAGGUCUCCGUAAAUAUGUGUUUUAUUAUAUAUCAAUGGUCAAAGAAACAACAAAUUAAAGAACAAAUGAACAUAAAUACAUGAAAUAUUUUAUUGUUAAAACGUUAUAUUAAACACUGUGGCUACACUGCAGUUACUUAAAGCGAAAGUUUUAAUUACGUACUAGACAUGUCCAAACAAAGAUCGCAUCUUCACGUGAUGGCGCACGUGAUUUUUUUUGUUAUUCGCCGGUCGAUAAUUAUCACUUAUUUACUGAGACCGAGGGAAACAGUGUGUUUUGUGGACCCGAGACCGUCGAUGUUUCCCAAGGCGAAGCCGAGGGAAACAUCGACGGUCGAGGGUCCACAAAACACACUGCUUUCCCGAGGUCUCAGUAAAUAAGUGUUUUAUUAUAUAUCAAUAGUCAAAGAAACAACAAAUUAAAGAACAAAUGAACGUAAAUACAUGAAGUAUUUUAUUGUUAAAACGUUAUAUUAAACACUGGCUACACUGCAGUUACUUAAAGCGAAAGUUUUAAUUACGUACUAGGCAUGUCCAAAGGUCGCAUCUUCACGUGAUGGCGCACAUGAUUUUUUUUGUUAUUCGCCGGUCGAUAACGUAUUAUCUCCCUCUCGCGCUGUUGCGAGGGAGACAGCCUAAUUUCGUCACUCUCACGUGAUAUGCACUCAACCAAUAAAACACUAGAAAAAUGCGACUUUGACUAUUGAUAUAUAAUAAUGUAUUAUCUCCCUCUCGCGCUGUUGCGAGGGAGACAGCCUAAUUUCGUCACUCUCACGUGAUAUGCUCUCAACCAAUAAAACACUAGAAAAAUGCGACUUUGACUAUUGAUAUAUAAUAAAAUGAUUUAUUUGAUGUUUUAUAUCCGAUAUAAUGAAAUUCUGUUGUUUCUUUACAGUACUUUUGAGCCAUGUUGGAAUAUUGUGAAGAGUUCUACUGAAAUAUUGGCAAAUUCAUAUACUCAAGCUGUUCAACAGCUUCAUGAUUUGAUCAAAGCAGUCAGAGAUUAUGGCGAAGCGCAAAAGGAAAACCAGAAGGCUGUAAGUUGCAAAACAAUAAAAUAAAGGUGGUUCACAUACAAAAUUAAGCUAUGUGGUUCUAGAAUUGUGAUAAAACUUUGCUCUCUACAUGCAAAGUUUACAAUUAUGUAAGAAUGAUUUUGUUUGCCACAAGGGAGAAAAUUUAGAAGCAGACAACUUAGGGAGUAGGGUUGGGCGAUAUUUCGAUAUUUUGAUUUAUCGCGAUAUUUUCGAUCACAAUUAUCGUAUCGAAGGUAGAAACUUGAGCGACGAUAUAUCGAAAUUAUCGUCAUGCUCGAUGACUAUCGUGAUAUUGCUUCGCAUGUGUAUAUAGCUGUUAUAAAAUCCUAAACAAUUCUUUCAAUUCCCUAGAAAAUAUAGUUUUUAAAAGAAUUAAAACUAUUUCCUGAAUUAAAUACGAAUUUAAUACGAUACAAAAGCUAAUAUUUAUGUAUUAAUCUGCUGAACAAUGGAAUUGCAGGCUUUGCUUGCGCUGUGUGCCCACGGCAUUUGUGCCAGCGGAGACACAGUAGACACUGCAUAGACAGUUCCAGUUUAUGAACAGUAAAUAUUAGACUAGAAAAAGCAUUCGUAGUACUUUAAUUUGUUGUUUUACUUGUUGUUAAUAAGAUUAAUAUAUUUAAGCUUGCUAUGUAAUGAUAUUAAUUAAAAUUGAAAAAAUGUGGUCAUUGCUUUUAUUGCAUUUAUCGCGAUAUUAUCGAAUAUCGUGAUGAUUUCCUUGGCAAUAAUCGUGAGGUGAUUUUUUUUAAUAUCGUCCAACCCUAUUAGGGAGUGGUCAUUGGUCGGGGGUGGGGGGUGGGGGGUGGUCUCACCGAAGAGAAAAGGGUUGUGUAAACAGAAUUUUGAGUAAGUAAAAGGUUGGGUAAGUGUAAAACAAAACAACCCAAGGGUUGGGUAAUAAAAAAUAUUGUCAUUUCCAAGGCAUGACUCACUGAAAUAUUGGAGACUGAAAAGCAAUGUCAACAGUUAUAUGUCAAUACAAUAUGUGAAUCAAUCAGAGCAUUUCUAUAAACUGUGAUCAGAGUCACUAUCUUGACCGUUUUCUGAUCUGUUGGGCAAAUGGUGUCUCCAAAGAAACUACAUGUGCAGACAAUAUUAAACUUUAGACUGCAGAAACUUUCACAAGCCGUUAUCAAACUCAUGUCACAGAAAUGGUGAAGGACUGGUACAUCCUUUUGUAAAGUGUUUGGCCAGGGGUGGAUAUUUAUUUUUUAAUUGAUAUUUGAGGUUGGGUAAUCAAAUGUUUCGACUUUUUAAUGGUUGGGUCAGCAGAUGUUUUCCCAAAUUAUGCCACCCCCACCAUAAAUAAUGACCAGUAUAACCCUUUAAGUAUGAUAUUUUCUGUGUUGGUGUAGUGUACGCAGGUGAAUAAGAUUUCUAUAUCUAAUGCCAGACUUUACUAGUCAAGGAGAGUGUGUGCCACUUAAUGGUUAAUCCGCCUAUACACUAUCUGCCUAGUAUGCACCUUACUAUAUUAGUCUGUCUAACCCCAGAUGAUUUUACCCGUCAAGGGGAGAGUGCCGUCACUCGUUGGGUUAAGGAGAGACAAAAGUAUUUAAAUGACUCCUUGUAGGUGCCAUUUACUGUACUGUACGAAUGUACUACAUUUUCUAUUUAGUUGAAAGAUGAUUUAACUGCAACAUCUGAAGUUGUGACAUCAAUUCAAACCAAAACUGCAGCAGUACUGAAGGUCUGUAUAUUGACAGUGAUUCAUCAUAUUAUUAGUACUGGUUCUGUAGAGACUGUACUUCAAUGUACAGUACCUUGUGGCGACUCUCUAGUACUAUCUCAGACUGCAUUUAACCCAGCCAAGGACACAUUUAGCAUUUCUAAAAAUAUAUCAUUGUCAAAUUUAUUCUUUGUUUGCAAUCACGUGACUUUUCAUCCAAAUGACGGGCAAUCGAACAACUUGUGGACGAUUUUUCUCCUAUCAAAAUGGUUGUACCAAGAAAAACUGAACGACAAUUCAUCGAUCAAUACAUUAAAAUAGUUUUUUGUUAUACCUGCCCGUCAAUUGAAAUCCCAAAAUUACGUCAUUGCAAACAAAGAAUUCGUGAUUCUUUUACUUAGCAAGUAUUUUUAAGAAGGUUUCAAGGCACAGUUCAGCCUUUUGAAUGAUGGUUUUUAAGGCGCAUUUCAACCCUUUUAAUUGAAAAAACUAACUAGGAAAAUCAAUUGUACAUAAUUCAAGAUCAGUAAACUCAAUGUUUUUUACAAUGUUAAAAACAUUAAGUUUGCUGAUCGUGAAUAAUGCUUAAUUGAUUUUCCUAGUUAGUUUUUUCAAUUAAAAGGGCGCCUUAAAAACCAUCAUUCAAAAGGCUGAACUGUGCCUUUAACAAUUAAUAAUUUAAAUACAUAUGAAAUGAAGAGUCGGAGCGUACUGUAAUGUGCAUUUUGUUGUUGUUUUCAUAUACGCGUGAAACAGGCUAAGGACACUUACUACUCAAGGUGUCAAGAAUUCGAGAAAGUCAAAAAGGAAACCACGAAUGCAAAAGAUAUUGAAAAGGUUUGUACAUUACUAUGAAAAAAAUAUAGCUCGUUAGAACAAAAGCCAAUCCAAAAUAAGAUAUACGUGCAUCGUAAAUGAAAACAGGUUAAAACUGGGAAAAACUACUGUAUUAAGUAAAUUCAAAGGGAAUUCUUUAUACAGUACCAAUCUAAAAUGAACACGUUUUGUGAUAGCUUGCUUAAACAAAAGUCGUUGCAUGUUUGCGAUUUGUUUUUUAGAAAAUCCAUUCUUUACUUUUAUUGUACAUGUUUCAUUGUUAUUAACCAAUUACUGACAAUUGCUGUUCAUAUACUGUAGGUACAUAUGAGUAGGCGACCCUUUGUGUUUUCUUGCUUAAUUGCUUGCAAUGCCAAUUUCAACAUUUAUGCAUAAUUUAAAUUGUUUUAUUUUAUAGGCUGAGCAAAAAAAAAUCCGUGCAGGUACGAAGAAUACGAUCUUAUAUGAACGUUUAUUAAUUCAAUGCUAAUUUACAUGUAACGUGUAUGUUGGUAUCUAAGAUACACACUGUAUACCGUUGCUGUGAAUAUACUUGAUACCGUUUUUAAAAACUGAGAAAAGCUAAUUUGAUUCAAGGAAAUUCGUUUUGUUGCAUGUUAAGCCCUGAUUUCGCUCGCUACAGCAUAUUAUGCCUGUGGACUCCGAUGCAACUCUUGUUCUCGCGUUUUUCUGAGGUUAGGAAAUCUUCACGCAAACCCUCGCCCAUCAACUCUCCUCGAGUAUACGUACAUUGGGUAUUUCGCUUUUGAUCCUGAUUGUGAGCAUAACUUUAUUUUAUAAUUUUUUAUUCUCAGAGUACAUUGCAAUGUAGUCAUUGGUGUUUCUUAUUUGCAGGAGAGGAAUAUAAAGUGUUAAUAGAAAAACGAGAAGAAGUCAGGAAGACGUUUCAUUCCAAAAUGAUAGAAACUUCAAAGGUUAACACAUCUUCCAUACAAAUUCUAAAAUACUGUACAGUGAACUAUAGAUACAGUACUAUAGAAAGACCUAAUCUCUUGUAUGACGUCAUGAAAUAGAAAUUUAUUUGUUCUAGAAAUUUGAAGAAAUUGAAAAUAAUCACUUGAAAACUAUGUCGGAACACUUGAUUUCUUAUAUUGGAACUCUUGAAACUGGCCAGGAAGCUGUUCAAAAGGUAAUUACUUAAAUCGUAUAAACGCUAAUUUUAGGUAAUUUUUACAGCUUGUGCCGUGACGUUUCCCACCUGAUUCACUGUAUAUGUCUGUUCUAGGUUAUCGCUCAUUUCAGAACUCAGGUAAAAGAACUAACAGCUGACAAAUUGCUGGAUCAAUUUGCGAAAGAAAAAGGCACUGGAAGAGACGUACCAGGUAUACAUGCAGUACUUAUUAUAAGCAUGCUACAGAUUAUAAAAAAAUACUGUAGAGUGGGCAUUGCGGGAAAAGUCGAGGGACAAAUUGAAGCUUCCUAAUGGAGGCGAAUAACGCUCUCUGAUUGGCUAACAUUUGAAGUUGGCUCCUUAUAUUAUGGAGGUAGCAUACUGUAGCUCCAUAACUUCUGCAUGUAGAAGUAUAUUUUUGCACAUGGGAUAUUGCAGACUUUUUCAAGUAUUUCUAACCUCGCACAAAAUUUAAAAGCCUUUACUAAAAGCGUUCAUUUUUAAACAUUUGCUGGUAUGCAAUUACAGUAUAUACAUGCAUUCUAUACACUUUAUAGUUGAAAUAGUUUUUGAAGAGUUUGCUGCCACUGGGUCACUUGUUGAUAUUGAAGUUCAAGAAUCUCCAAAUCUUAAUAUUAGAACACAGUCUAUUUCAGGUAUGCGUUUUAUAGUGCUGGUGUAUUUACCAAGGUGUAUUUACCUGGUGUAUUUAUUUUAUAUAAUAAACAGAAAAAUACAUGGGUGCUUGGAAAUACCAGAUUUAUUUCUCGUGUUGAACAUGAUAUCAUGCUCAACACUCGAAAUAAAUCUGGUAUUUCCGCGCACCCAUGUAUUAUUCUCUAUCUAUGCAUGGUAAAAACCUUGCAUCAUUUCAUAAACUUAACUGUCCACUCCGUUAGCGGCAUAUUUUCAUUAUUAAAAAAAUUACAGUAUAAUUAUAUAGUUCAAGAAAUUAAAAGAACUGUUUUCAGCUUUUUUAUAAAAAGCCACAUACUGCACAUGCGAAGCGAUAUUACCAUAGUCAUCGACCAUAACGAUAAUUACGAUAUAUCAUCUUUCAACCUUCGAUACGAUAAUAUCGAAAUAUCACCUCAUUAUCGCUUUAUAGUGUUUGUAACAUAAUUUAAGCAGGCGACGUUUUGGUUAUAACACAGACGUCAUGUGUGCGAAAUUGAACCGUUCUCUCGUAGAUGACGACAAACGUUUUUGCUUCAAAUCACGAAGUGCGUGAAACCAUAUCAGAAACUGUAUGGAUGGGCGAUCUUGAUUUAAAUCAUGAUCACGCCAUAAUUAUCGGUUGCAACUGUGUGCGCCUUACGUCUGUGUUAACUGGACUGCGAGCGGUCCCUCCUUUCCGCGGCUUUGGCUUCCCGGGCGUGUGAGGGGAGGGACUGCCGCCAACACAUCAAGAAACGAAAUACGCGCACUUUUCGCUCUUGUCAAGUUGGUUCCGCCUUUGCAUAACCAUUGAUUAUAUCCAAUUAAUUCUAUUCAAUAGGAACCGCUCAAUUAAGCCUGUCAUGUUUAUUUAUAAAAUCAACAUUCAUGCAAAUCUGGAAAUUUUUAUAACAUAAAUGCAUAAUUAAUACAUAUCAGAUUUGAUUGACAGGCAUAUUGAUUUCGACCAAUGGGAAUUUUGCGUUGUGUGGGCAACGCGUAUUUCGUUUCUUGAUGUGUUGUCGGCAGUCCCUCCUUUCUCUGGAGGAACUGCUCGCAGUCUAGUGUUGACAAGAACGUCGACUGCUCAUUAACAUGCUUCCCAAUAUGUCAUUCUGUUCUACAUACUGUAAUUCAUGUCAUUCUGGUUCCUCAGCAUUUCGUAAAAAGAGGAAAGAAAAGGAUAAAGAGAAAGAGAAAGAAACUAAAGAAAAGAAAGAAAGGAAGACGAAGAAAAAGAAAGAGAAGGAGAAAAUACAAACUCCUAAUGGAACUAUGUAAGAUAUUUUAGUUUUUAUUCUUAAUUCGCCCUAGGUUAUGGCUGAAGUACCAGAAUUAAUCCUUUAGUUUUAUGAACUGAUAACUUGUUUAGCGAUACGGUCCUUUAGAAAAAUCUGGAAUUAGCUGGAAUGGUAAUAUUAGAACUGUUUACCUUCAUAGCUAUUGGACGUCAAUUUCCGCCAUCCUAGUUUCACUUUUCUUAUAGGAUUGACUGAAGUUCUUGCUCCAAAUAUAUUUAUCACUUAUUUACUGAGACCGAGGGAAACAGUGUGUUUUGUGGACCCGAGACCGUCGAUUUCCCGAGGCGAAGCCGAGGGAAACAUCGAUGGUCGAGGGUCCACAAAACACACUGCUUUCCCGAGGUCUCAGUAAAUAAGUGUUUUAUUAUAUGUCAAUAGUCAAAGAAACAACAAAUUAAAGAACAAAUGAACGUAAAUACAUGAAAUAUUUUACUGUUAAAACGUUAUUUUAAACACUGGCUACACUGCAGUUACUUAAAGCGAAAGUUUUAAUUACGUACUAGGCAUGUCCAAAGGUCGCAUCUUCACGUGAUGGCGCACGUGAUUUUUUUUUGUUAUUUGCCGGUUGAUAACGUAUUAUCUCCCUCUCGCGCUGUUGCGAGGGAGACAGCCUAAUUUCGUCAUUCUCACGUGAUAUGCUCUCAACCAAUAAAACACUAGAAAAAUGCGACUUUGACUAUUGAUAUGUAAUAAAGACAAUUGUCUUGCCCAGUAUGACGUCCAUUCACUGAUUUUGACAAGUAUCAUGCACAAUUUCUGUUCUGUAUAAUCUUGUUUAAUCCAUAUCUUGGAUUUCUCGCGAUGUUAUUUUUCGGACUUUAAUAGACAAUUCCCAUAAUACGUGUAGAUUAAUUUUAAACCACAGCUAGAAAGAGCAUACUAAAAUGAGUAAAAUUGCAAAGUUUGGUUGCGAAAUGUUGUCAAAUGCGGAAAAUAUAGCCUUGCAAAGUUUGCAAAUUUUGUAUACUUUUGUAUUGAGUGUGGAAAUUGCUACCAUUUUCGGCCCAAAUGAUACAAAAUUCGCAAACUUUGCAAGGCUUUAUUUUCCGCAUUUGACAACAUUUCGCAACCAAACUUUGCAAUUUUACUCAUUUUAGUAUGCUUUUUCCGGGAAUAUACUUUUUUGCCAAAAUAAAAAAAUUAGUCUAUAAUGGGAAUUGUCUAUUGUUUUGUCGCCUGGUUAUUCUGUGUGGCACGUUUCUAAUGCACGGAAGUGAGUGGAGCAGGUGGGGUGAAAACAUAUGAAAUGCAAAAUUACUUCCACUGUAUUAAGAUUAAAGUUUUCCAUAAAAUGGCGGAGAGAUAAAUUUAAGUGUAUAUUUUUUGCGUUUUACUUUCCUUUAUUAUAGUGAAACAAGUCCUGAAGCAAAUCCAGCCGAAGCUUUACCAGGGGUAUGGAAAUCAUUUUAGCAUUUAAACAGUGUCAUGGUCAACAUAAAGUGCUUGUUCUGAGUGUUUGUGUGUAGUAUUUUAUUAUGUAAGUCACGUGUGCAAUUUUUUGUUUUAGAACGAUGAUGGUAUGGAAGUAGAUGAAGAAGGAUACAGGAUUAUACCAAAGGAUACAGAAAAUAUCCUUUCUUCACACGUCGAGGAAUAA